UCCCCAGGUCUGAGAUGGGACAUUUGGGAAUCUCUACGUAAGGGAGUGCCCUGCACAGGCAUGAAGCCUAAGAGGGAGAAUCUGGGGCGCUCAGGCCAGACCACUGUUCUCUCCUCUUCUGUGUCCACGGAAUCUGCUGGUCCCAUCACUUCUAAUGAUUUCCUGCUAAAUAGUCUCUGUAAGACUUGCAAGUGAGAGAAUUAAGAAGUAUCCAGCUUUGUUAUGAACUUGAGUUUGUUUUGUUUUGUUCUUUGUUUUUUUUUCCUCUUGGUCCUUUUUUUCCUCCAUCCUUUUUCUUGUCAAUGGCUUUCUUCUCUUUGUGAAAAUGUGGAAUGCCCAUAGGUACCUUCAAGAUCACUUCUGUCUUCUGUUCGUUUUAGUCAUUCAUUCCUUCACUUACUUAUCUUUGAGACUGGUCUCAUGUACCCCAACACUGGCCUUGAACUCCCCAUGUAGCUGAAGAUAGCCUUGAACUUCUGGAUCUCCUGCUUCAACCUCCCAAGUCCUGGGAUUACAGGUGUCAUCCUGGGAUUACAGGUUUUCCAGAGCACUUAUAAUUUGAGUUGGAUGAACCAGUUCUUCAGCCUGCUUCCUUGGUGCCCUUUCCAGGGAUGACAAUUGCCCUUGACAUCUCUUCAGACCUGGACCUUUAUCUGUAUGAAACUAGAUUCGUUCUCUUGAAGCGUAAUUAGGGACAGAGGCUCCACGGGGCGAGAGAACCGCUGACUGACACAGCUAUGGAGAUGAUCUGUCUACUGCUGGAAAUGUCUCCAGAUUUUUGACACCGGCUAAAUAACCAUGGGGUCCAGCGGCCUCGGGAAAGCAGCGACGCUCGAUGAACUGCUCAGCACGUGCAUUGAGAUGUUUGACGACAAUGGAGAACUGAACGACAGCUAUUUGCCAAGAAUAGUUCUCCUGAUGCACCGAUGGUAUUUAUCUUCCACCGAACUGGCAGAAAAACUCCUCUGCAUGUAUCAGAACGCCAGUGGAGACACCUGUGAUGAGUUCCGACUGAAGGUCUGCUAUUUCAUGAGGUACUGGAUUCUGAAAUUCCCUGCAGAGUUUAAUUUGGAUCUGGGUUUGAUUCGUAUGACUGAGGAGUUCCGGGAAGUAGCAGGUCAACUAGGAUAUGAAAAACACAUCAACCUCAUGGACAUAUCCAGCAUUCCUUCCUAUGACUGGAUGAGGAGAGUCACGCAGAGGAAGAAAGUAUCGAAAAAGGGGAAGGCCUGUCUCUUAUUUGACCAUCUGGAGCCCAUUGAGUUGGCUGAGCACCUCACUUUUCUGGAGCAUAAAUCUUUUAGAAGGAUCUCAUUCACAGAUUAUCAGAGCUACGUCAUCCAUGGCUGCCUGGAGAAUAACCCAACGUUGGAGAGAUCUAUUGCUUUAUUUAAUGGAGUCUCCAAGUGGGUCCAGUUGAUGGUUCUCAGCAAACCAAGUCCUCAGCAAAGGGCAGAAGUCAUCACAAAGUUCAUCAAUGUAGCACAGAAACUCCUUCAACUGAAAAAUUUUAACACCUUGAUGGCAGUGGUUGGCGGCCUUAGUCAUAGCUCCAUUUCCCGACUCAAAGAGACCCAUUCUCACCUCUCUUCAGAAGUUACAAAGAACUGGAACGAAAUGACAGAGCUGGUCUCCUCCAACGGCAAUUAUUGCAAUUACCGCAAGGCCUUCGCCGACUGCGACGGCUUCAAAAUCCCCAUCCUCGGCGUGCACUUGAAGGACCUGAUAGCGGUCCACGUCAUUUUCCCAGACUGGAUGGAGGAGAACAAAGUGAACAUUGUCAAGAUGCACCAGCUCUCCGUUACCCUGAGCGAGCUGGUCUCCCUGCAGAACGCCUCGCACCACUUGGAACCUAACAUGGAUCUGAUCAACCUGCUCACUCUCUCUCUGGACCUCUAUCACACUGAAGAUGAUAUUUACAAACUGUCACUGGUGCUGGAGCCUAGAAACUCCAAAUCGCAGCCUACCUCCCCCACGACACCCAACAAGCCUGUGGUGCCCCUGGAGUGGGCUUCAGGGGUGAUACCAAAGCCAGACCCCACAAUCAUCAACAAACACAUAAGGAAGUUGGUUGAGUCUGUGUUUCGAAACUACGAUCACGACCAUGAUGGAUACAUCUCCCAGGAGGACUUUGAGAGUAUAACCGCCAAUUUCCCCUUCCUGGAUUCCUUCUGUGUGCUAGACAAAGAUCAGGACGGCCUAAUUAGCAAAGACGAAAUGAUGGCUUAUUUCCUGAGAGCUAAAUCCCAGCUUCACUGCAAAAUGGGACCGGGAUUUAUCCACAAUUUUCAGGAGAUGAACUAUCUCAAGCCGACCUUCUGUGAACACUGUGCGGGAUUUCUCUGGGGCAUCAUCAAACAAGGCUACAAAUGCAAAGACUGUGGAGCCAACUGUCACAAGCAGUGCAAAGACCUCCUGGUUCUGGCCUGCAGGAGACUUGCCCGGGCACCUUCCUUGGGCAGCAAUCCUGGGUCACUGCCUGGAAGCCCAGCUUUACCCCCAGUGCAGGAUGAGGUGUUCGAGUUUCCUGGGGUCACUGCUGGACACCGGGACCUGGACAGCAGAGCCAUCACACUGGUUACAGGCUCUUCUCGUAAAAUCUCCGUGAGGCUACAGCGAGCCACCACUAGCCAAGCUACCCAGACGGAACCUGUGUGGUCAGAGGCUGGCUGGGGAGACUCGGGGUCCCAUACGUUCCCCAAAAUGAAAUCCAAGUUCCAUGACAAAGCAGCCAAGGACAAAGGCUUUGCCAAGUGGGAAAACGAGAAGCCCACGGUACAAGCUGGUGUGGAGGUUGUGGACCGAGGCACUGCAUUCGAACCUGACCAGGAUGAAGGGCAAGACGAAGCCAAACAGGAUGGUGAGGAUGGCUGAGAUCAAGCUGGGGGAACUGAAGGCCCACGUGUCAGCUUUGGGGAGAGAGAAGAAAAGCUCCACAAAGCACUUCCGGCUCUGGAAGCGAUCUGAAAAAGAGAUCUGCACAUGCUCACAGCCUCACGCCAACCUGGGAUCUCCAUGACCAGACAGAGGAUUUACUCCAACUCUGAACUAUUUAUUUCCCACACUCUGCCCCUGCAGAGGUGCCACGACCACUGUUAUUUAUGGACUCAGCAGUUUCUCACAUCUCUCUAGAGCCAUUUAUACACAGGGGAAGGAGAGCUUUGGCACAUGUGAUGAUAACCACUCUCUAAAUUCAAAACUUGGUUCUUUUGGACAAUAUUUUUUUUUUUUUUAUAAAUUGUGGUGUGUGUGUGUGUGUGUGUGUGUGUGUGUGUGUGUGUGUGUGUGUGUAGGGGUGUCUCAAAGGAGCUGAGUGUAAACUCCUUUUGUGUGCCUUUUAAAUGGGACCAGGAAUUGAAGUUUUGCUAACAAAGGUGUUCUUCAGACUCAGGAAGGCAGUGAUUCCUCUGAUGAUAAUUAGCUGUGAGAAAGGUUUCUAGCAUUCUACCACACAGUGGCUGUGGUGUGUCAUGCCGUGUGUGUGUGUGUGUGUGUGUGUGUGUGUGUGUGUGUGUGUGUGUAUGUGUGUGUAUCACCUAGGUCUCACCAACCCUGCAUCACCAAGGGGAAUCACAGCCCUCAAGCUUCCCUAAUAUUCAUACUAGCUACAGUGAAAAAAAAAUUAUAUGCCUGGCCACCUAAUUGUGUUCCCAAUUUCUGAAGAGUCCCAAAAUAGAAUAUUAAUUAAGAAAUCAAAUCAAGUUCCGAGGGAUAAAAUUUAGUAGAAAAAAAUUAAAACAAACAAACAAAUAAACAAACAAAAAACACCAAAUUUCUAGGUGACAAGAACAGCCAGUUUGGAAAACCAAAAAAGUAAGAUUAAGAUUUUUGUUUUAGAUAACUUCUGGAUGCAAAAGAUAAUUUAACUUCGUAAUAAAUUCUUAUCCCCACUUGAAGAAUAUUCACAGAAAAACAUCAUAAACCUCACUAUGGAUUGAUAUUCCAUUUAUGCCUUUAGAGUAUUAAUACUUUAAAUGUCUUCCUUUGGAUGUCUAUCUUAUGAAAUAGCGAUUCAUGAUGCGCAGAAACAGAGACAAGGUCAGGCUGGGGUUACACACCACACCUGUAUUCCCUGCACUUGGGACAUGAGGUAGGAGGACCCUCAAGCCUGAGGUCAGCCUAGAAAACUUAGCAAGAUUCUAAGAAAACUAACAAUAAAGAUAAAAGAGAAAUUGAGGUGACUGAGUCUGUCAUGGAGGGGACCAUCUGAUGCCAAAUGACCAGUCAGAAGAUCUUUCACAGUUGAGGGCUAACAUGUAUGCAUCCCAUGUAAAACCAAUUGUGUUUUCACUUGGGAAAGUCACUGGUGGUUCUGUUCUGGUCCUUAGAAAUCGAGAGCAGGAGAACAUGAAGGGUGAGUGGUUUCAGGGUCUUCAGUGGCCAUGUGGGUGCUGGGAAUUGAACCCAGGUCCUCUGGAAAAAGCAGUCAGUGCUCUUAACCACUAAGCCAUCUCUCCAGCCCCAGUGUCUUAAAACUUUGGUGGAGCUGAAUGUAAUCUGUUCUGAAAGUUCUGGAAUGGGAAAGGAUUCAGACUGGGAAUACUGAAGAAUAAGUUAAGCCAAUUAAUUGAGGAGCUGAGAUUAAGCUAGAGACAUACUCACUUAACAGUGUCAAGCACCUCAGAGGACAGUGGUGUUGGAUCUAUGUAUAUAAACUAUGUUAUUAUUCACAAAUACAGCUAAAUAUAUGUUAACAAAUUAAAAACAGAAAAUGGUAACAAGUACAGGAAACCCUUCUGAAAAAAAAAAAAUCAAAAAGAAACCUGUUAAGGAAUGUUGGACUUUUUAUAUUUCUUUUCGAAGGAGUUAUUUCACUUGCCAUUUGACUUAGAUAUUUAUGAAUUUUUAUACACAGAAGGAAUUUUGUAUUUUCAGUCUUCCCAUGAUAAGGAAACAAAAUGUAGCGUCAAUGAAAAAUAAAAAUAAAAAGAAAUACAA
Messenger RNA from Peromyscus maniculatus bairdii (prairie deer mouse), 4938 nucleotides. RefSeq names its product RAS guanyl releasing protein 3 (gene Rasgrp3). Gene Ontology annotation, cellular component: plasma membrane. Gene Ontology annotation, molecular function: guanyl-nucleotide exchange factor activity; calcium ion binding. Lineage: Eukaryota; Metazoa; Chordata; Mammalia; Rodentia; Cricetidae. The record is from RefSeq and is a predicted model, not a curated record. Gene Ontology annotation, biological process: Ras protein signal transduction.